AUGUCAAAAAAGCCAAUAAAAUGAGAAUUCAAGGUAUUUACAUUGAGCGAUUCAAAAACAGGCUAUUUAUGAAAUUUACCCUGGAAAAUCAGCAAAAUAAAAAAUAAUAUCGCAAUGGCUGUGACACUGAGACUGAUUGAAGAAUUAAGAUCAAACUGGCAUCACUUAUAUUGCGACAAUUGGUAUUCAAGUCCUGAAUUAUUCAGAAUUUUAGCAAAUCAAGGAUUCGGAGCAACUGGAACAGUGAGAAAAAAGGAAAGGAUUGACAAAGUUUCAUAUAAAAUAAAGUGAAUCGAUUAG
Molecule: messenger RNA, 300 nt
Organism: Blepharisma stoltei
Lineage: Eukaryota; Ciliophora; Heterotrichea; Heterotrichida; Blepharismidae
Source: the annotation of a GenBank genome assembly